Molecule: messenger RNA, 1875 nt
Organism: Pantherophis guttatus
Lineage: Eukaryota; Metazoa; Chordata; Lepidosauria; Squamata; Colubridae
Gene: PDCD1
Product: programmed cell death 1
Biological process (GO): negative regulation of immune response; positive regulation of T cell apoptotic process
Cellular component (GO): external side of plasma membrane; membrane
Source: RefSeq, a predicted model, not a curated record
CACAGGAGGAGGUUUCAAAGUACUUCUAGCAGGACUUCCAGAUUCUGGAAGAGCUUUGUUCCCUAGGCCAUCCAUCUGCCUCGCAGAGAUUCGGUUCAAGGCGUGGAAGGCAAGAGAGGAAGGCAGGGGGUGGUCCCCACCCAGCUUGGUCCAUUCUUGGGGUACAGCCGCGGGGCAAGAAGGCGGAAUCCCAUCCUUCUCUCCUGAUGUGGCAGGUCUCCCUGCAGUUUUACGGAUGCUCUUCCCUCCGUCCGUCUGAAACUCUGCCUUCGGUGGACGAAGCUUCAGCAAACCCCUCUAAAAGUUGCCGACUUUUUGGGGUGACCAUGGAGAAGGUGUUUUAUGCGCUGCUGGGAUUUCUUUUCUGCCCGUCUGCUUUGCUGGUCAAACCCUUCGUACAUUUUCACCCACUCCAGUUAAAUUUAACGGAAGGAGAGACGGCUAAGUUUACUUGUUCCAUCUCCAACCCUGAUUUGGGAAAACAUCUGGACUGGUACAAACAGGGCCACGACCGUCAGCCGGUCAAAUUGGAUGGCAGCAGCCGAAAGUACAGUUUUGCCAAACGAGACGAGCGCAGGUACGAGAUGGAAAUCAUGCAGGUGGAGAAGAACGACAGCGGGACUUACUACUGCUGGGUGAACCCCUUCCACUCCGAAGGGAUCAUGCUGGAGAGCAACCGAAGCAGCCUCAUUGUGACAGAAAACGUCGCUGCAACUGAACCUCCAGACGAGAUCGCCGGGGUCAAGGAACAGGAUGAAGGUGUACGAAAAGACACCAAGAGUUCUUUCUCUGACUUACGAGGGUCUGGAUUGUUUAUCCUGCUCGUUGUGUUAUAUUUCUCGGUGUGGUGGAUCAUCCGAAGGAGAAGACAAAAGCAAAAGGAACAGAAGCAUGGAAAUGCUCCAUUGGAAGAAGUAGAUCCUCCAGCCGUCACUGUUUUCACGGUGGAUUACGAAAUGCUGGCAUUCCCGGGAGGAACAAAGACGAAACCGGCGGCUUCUCCGAAACCCGUCCAGCGGGAACCCACGGAAUACGCCACCAUCGUCUUCCUCCCGAAGACUCCGGAGGCUGCAGAGGAGGAGGACUCCAAACAGACACCUUGCCCGGUCUGUGUGCAGCAACCUUGACCCGGCCAGUGGCUCCUUCUUUGUGGUUUCCAGGUUGCACAUCUGGGCAGAUGUUCCGAGGCCUUACCCCGAAAGCGACCGUGGGAGGCGAGAGCACCGAGUCAUUCGGGGAAACCGGGCACGUCUAAUACCGCGUCGGCUGGGAAACCACAUCCUCUGAACGGCACACAAAGGAGCGAAGGUGGCUGUCUGGGGGUCAAGGGGAAGCACUCUGCGCGGGCGCAGAGGCAAUCUCUCCCUAGGGCUGAAAAGAGAGAGAGGGUUUGCAAAGCAGGUCCUUCUCGCUUGGAGAGGAAGUCCUCGAUUUACGGCCACAAUUGUUAAGAGCCCGACGUUUCUGUUGCUGAGUGAAUUUUGCCCCGUUGGACGACUCUUCCGGCCACCCUUGUUAAGCGGAAUCCCUGCAGUUGUUAAAUGAGGAACACGGUUGUUAAGUGAAUCCGGCUUCCUCGUCGUCUUGCCUGGUCAGACGGUCGCAAAAGGGGAUCGCGUGACACCCGGGACACUACGACUGUCAUAAAUAUGAGUCAGUUGCCAAGCGGCUGAAUUUCGAUUAUGUGAUUGUGGGAAUGCUGCAACAGCUGUAAGUGUGAAAAACGGUCGUAAAUCACUUUUUUCAGAGCCGGUCACUAAACGAGAACUACUUGUAUCAUCAGGUGAAGAGGGUUAGACCCCCCCCUUAUCUUUACAGAAGCAAAAUAAAAAUAGAAAACCAAUAACAGAGAGACAGUUUGGUCUACUAUUUAAG